Molecule: messenger RNA, 1455 nt
Organism: Sugiyamaella lignohabitans
Lineage: Eukaryota; Fungi; Ascomycota; Dipodascomycetes; Dipodascales; Trichomonascaceae
Gene: IBA57
Product: Iba57p
Exons: 1
Coding region: 1-1455 (484 amino acids)
Cellular component (GO): mitochondrial matrix
Molecular function (GO): protein binding
Source: RefSeq, a predicted model, not a curated record
AUGGUUGGGGGUCAUGUUCGAAGUAGUCAGGGGGUGAGGACAGUGGCUGGGUCGAUAACACCUGGUUUGAUGAGGGGGUUGUCGUAUUAUACACCUCAGUCGCCACCUCCAGAGCCUCCGUUGAGGGGGUAUACAAAACUGAAUCGACGUCUGGUGUAUGUAAGAGGCCAGGAUGCCCCCAAAUUUCUGAAUGGACUCAUCACCAACCACUUAACAGGACCAGACGACCAUGGAGCGUUUGGUUUCUAUGCCGCUUUUCUGAAUUCUAAAGGAAGAAUCAUCUCCGACAGUUUUAUUUAUCCCACCCAUUACUCGACGUUGAUGUCUGAUACAGCAAAUGCUGUUGGUGUUGGCAGUCGAAGUACGACUGGAGAUGGGUCCAGUAGCAGCGAAGUUCCUGGAUACCUCGUAGAAUGCGAUUCGUCGUUAGCUAGUUCGCUGGUAUCGAUGCUGAAAUUACAUAAACUUCGAUCUCGAGUGGAAAUCUCGCUUGUCGAGGAUACUGGGUCCAGUCCGAAAGUGUGGCAAGUAUGGGACGAUUCGACCGUCACCGACUCACUUCCUUUGGAUAUCACUAACCAGUCCAUUCUGGUUCCAUACUGUCCUUCUUUAGUAGGAGCCAGUGACUCACGAGCGCCAGGAUUCGGGCUCAGACUCGUUCUUCCUGGUAAUCAGACUCCAUUAGACGUUCUCUCAGAAGCAUUUGUCUCAGCUGACGAGUUCCCUGAAUGUUCACCAGAUGCCUAUCACAUUCGACGACUGGUGUAUGGUAUUCCUGAAGGAGCUAGUGAACUGCCACCCAACAGCUCACUUCCUCUCGAUUCCUGUAUGGAUUAUAUGGGAGGAGUCGACUUCAAUAAAGGGUGCUACCAGGGCCAGGAGCUGACCAUCCGGUCUCACCACCACGGCAUUGUCCGCAAACGCAUCAUUCCCGUGGUUCUAUCCCCUCCAUUGACUUCUGACUCGAAUCCUGACCCCGCAACUCACUCUUUGGAUCAAUCUGAGUCUUCUUCACAGCCAUCUAACAAGUCAUCUGACGAGCUGGUUCAGCAGGAAUACGAACUCGAGUCGGAACCAGCUCUUGAGUACAAUCCCUCGUCUCCAGUGGCCACAUCCAUCAACUCAGCAUCGCUGGCUGGCAGCUCGAUUCUCGACAUUUCUGCCAGUUUAGGAGACUCGUCACGUCUGGCCCGAGUCACCGACAACCCAUCCCCCUUUGGCGUGUCCAAAAAGUCCAAACCAAGUUCAUCCUCAUCCUCUUCACCAUCCCUUCGACCUUCUGGAACCCUUCUGUCGGCCAUUGGCAACGUCGGACUGGCACUGGUCCGUCUCGAACACUUCGGUUCGUCAACCGCCCAGUUCGCCAUCCAAACCCCCGCCGGCAACAUCCGCGUCCACGGCUUCCAACCCUACUGGUGGCCCUCUCCAGACGACAACACCGACUCCUCUGCAUAG